GGCGCAUAAUUAUCUUCCACAGAGAAAAGGCCAAGAAUCCCGUUCUGCGAAUGACUCUUUUUGAGAGGGAAAGGAAGGAAUCUUGUGGGUUUCUGAUGGUAAGAUUUUCUUGGGUUUUUGGUUUCUAGGGUUCCGGAAUUCAACUCUCUCUCUGUCUCUCUCUCCGAGUGGUGGGCAAGGGGGAGAUGGAGGAAGGGCCGAGCAACGGCGGGAUGCUGUACCACGAGGUCCAGGAGUCGAAGCUAUGCGCGGUUCACUGCGUCAAUACGGUAUUGCAGGGGCCCUUCUUCUCCGAGCUCGACCUCGCCGCCGUCGCCUCCGAUCUCGAUCGACGGGAGCGCCAGAUCGUGCUCGAAGCCGGGGCUGGGUCGGAGGAGCUUCUCUCUUUUGAGGCCGAGGGCUCCCACAAUGUCUCCAUGGAUGGCGAUUUCAGUAUUCAGGUUCUGGAGAAGGCACUGGAGGUCUGGGAUUUGAAAGUCAUUCCCCUGGACUCUCCUUUAGCUGAGUCAGCAAGAGUUGACCCUCAACUGGAAAGCGCGUUCAUCUGUCACUUGCAUGAUCAUUGGUUCUGCAUCAGAAAGGUGAAUGGAGAAUGGUACAAUUUUGAUAGCCUCUAUGCUGCACCGCAGUAUCUCUCCAAGUUCUUUCUGUCUGCCUAUCUUGAUACUCUCAAGGGCUAUGGCUGGAGCAUUUUCUUAGUACGUGGCAAUUUUCCCAAAGAGUGCCCUGUCUCAUCAUCUGAAUCACUCAAUGGGUUUGGGCAAUGGUUCACACCAGAGGAUGCCCAGAGAAUCACAAAAGCUGUUGAUCUCUCUCACGUUUCUCCUAAUACUGCAGAACCUUUGCAAUUCCCAGAUUCCUCUCAAAUGGCAGCUAUGAGGUCAUUGUCAGACAAGGAAGAACAGGACCUGAACGCUGCUAUUGCUGCAAGCUUGAGGGACGAAAAUAUCUCUUCAGGAAGCCAAACGAAGAACAGCCAAGGCGAGUGUCUGCCAGCCUUAUCAUCUGAACCGCUGAACAAGUUUGGGAAAUGUUACACAUCUGGGGAUGCUCUGGGAAUCGCAACAUCUAUGGAGUCAGAUCCCUCUCAAAUGACAGUUUUGAGCUCAUCAUCAAACAAGGAGGAACGGGAUCUGAAUGCUGCUAUUGCAGCAAGCCUGAGGGAAAACAGUGCAAACUCUGUGAGCAAAAAAACUGACAACCCCCAGUGUGAGUGUCAACCUGUCUCAUCAUCUGAGUUGCUCAGUGAAAUUGGACAACCGCUUGCACCACAAGAUGCUGAGAGAAACACAAAAUCUGCUGAGCACUCUCAGGUUUCUCUGCAUGGUUCACACUUUCCGGAACCUUCAAAUCCUUCACAAAUGGAAAUCAUGAGCUCAUUAUUAGACAAGGAAGAUGAAGAUCUAGAUGCUGCGAUUGCAUUGAGCUUGAGAGACAGCACCGCCACUUCAUUAACCCAAGGUAGGAGCAAUCUUGGGGACGAGUUCCAAUGAGUACUGACACUUUAUGAAUGAGUUUCCUUCUUUACGAGGUUCAACACUUGAGAUAAUUUCCGUUGUUAUAUGUCUCACUUUUUUGUGUGCCUGGUGGAAAGAUGCAGAGAGAAAUGAAUGUUUAGUGGAGUUUGAGGGUGUCCCUGGAGAUUGAUUUCAAAAUCCAAUUUUCGAUUAUAGAAUUUGUUUCCCUGAGAAGGAAGAAUAAGCAAUGUUGGUCAGUACAGUUUCCCAUGUCCAUGUUUAUAGAGGCCAUGUCAGAGAUUCUCAUGCUGAAACUUUUCUCUGUGCUAUGUCGUUGUGAAACUUUUCUGUACUGGAUUGUUGCUCAGAGCCAAUAACAGGGAAUUAUUCUUCUGUUGA
Molecule: messenger RNA, 1856 nt
Organism: Nymphaea colorata (pocket water lily)
Lineage: Eukaryota; Viridiplantae; Streptophyta; Magnoliopsida; Nymphaeales; Nymphaeaceae
Product: ataxin-3 homolog
Exons: 2
Coding region: 186-1493 (435 amino acids)
Biological process (GO): protein deubiquitination
Cellular component (GO): nucleus
Molecular function (GO): cysteine-type deubiquitinase activity
Source: RefSeq, a predicted model, not a curated record